This is a messenger RNA of Annulohypoxylon truncatum, 900 nucleotides long. RefSeq names its product kinase-like protein. NCBI's taxonomy places the organism in Eukaryota, Fungi, Ascomycota, Sordariomycetes, Xylariales, Hypoxylaceae. The record is from RefSeq and is a predicted model, not a curated record. The coding region runs from base 1 to 900 and encodes 299 amino acids. The transcript has a single exon.
AUGCCGGCCCGUUUCCCCGACACAACCUUUGAGCAGCAAGAGGCUGAGCCCCAUAUUGAAUAUGAUACGUCUUUGACCGACCAAUUCGUUGAAAAGACAGGCGAGGAAUACCCAUGGGCCAUAGCCACCGACUAUGUCCUAAAAAGUCGUAGGUACGUUUACGACAUGGAAGCCGAAAUUGAAAACAUUAACUUCGUCGCAGAACACACUUCCCUUCCACUCCCUAAGAUUGUUGCGUCUUGGGAACAGGGAACUCGAUUUCUCGCUAUCGAAGAACGCCUAGAAGGUGAGUCCCUAGACAAAGCUCUACCUAACCUAGCUCGAGGAGACGUCAAGCGUAUCGGUGAACAGGUAGGUGAAUACCUUCGCCAACUCAAGAACAAUACUUCGCCAUUGAUGGAGAUGCUUGAUGGGCGUCCAGUUGUAGACCGGCGCCUCUUCAAGCCGUUGCCCGACUCCUAUUGGCGGGGCUACUCGGGUUGCGCGACCGACGCCGAGUUGCGUCUGAACCUGUCGCUUGCCAUCGACGACAACGUAGAUUUGAAUACGAUGCACCGCUUCAUGGCCAAGAUGCCGUCUGCCCUCCCCUUUACUUUCUCGCAUUCGGACGUUCACGAGGAGAAUGUAAUGGUCAAGGACGGCAACUUCGUCGGCUUGCUCAACUGGGGGCUAGCCGGUUUUUACCCAUCUUGGUGGGAAUUCGUCAAUAGCUGCGAGCUGUUGAGCGAUUACUUCCCGGCCGAACUUGGAGACGAGAACGCGUUGGAGUGGUUUACUAUCUACUACGCGAUCCGCGAGAGGCCUAUGGAGCCUAAGACGAUUGCUAUGCUAAAGGAAUACUUGAACAGAGGUCCUAACGUUACAGGCCUUGCUAAGACUAAAUCUCCGGCUGAGAUUUAA